This is a messenger RNA of Mesocestoides corti, 1374 nucleotides long. The record is from the annotation of a GenBank genome assembly. Lineage: Eukaryota; Metazoa; Platyhelminthes; Cestoda; Cyclophyllidea; Mesocestoididae.
AUGAAUGCCAUCUGUUCUUACUCGUCCAAAUUCCUUCGCACUUCUUGGAUAUCAACCUUGAAGUGGCAGCGUGUCGCCGCCUCACCUCGAUUUAUCUCUGACAAGGCCUAUCAUCGUUACUCACACAGGGAGAAAGCCCGCUCCAGUUUCGUGCCUUACUUUGCUCUCAUUGUCUCUCCUCUAUCCUCUGCUUUCGUUCACCGAAGUGACGAUGACAAUGAUCUGACUUGGAGUAUUCUCUCCACCGUUAAAUGUGAAACGGUGCCAUCAUCUGCGCGUCUCAGUGCAAUCAAAUCGCUUGACAUUGUUGCUGAUGUUGUCGAAGAGGUUUCCCCGUCAGUCGUUUCCAUCACCACUGCUGGACACUUUUUCCAGUUGAAUGUCUCCAUGGGGUCGGGCUUCAUCGUCGACCACAGCGGAUUAGUUAUAACGAACGCGCACGUUGUGGGUCACAAACAGGCCCUCAAAGUUUCCCUCAAAGAUGGCCGCGAUUUUGAUGCAAGGGUGCUCGCUGUCGACAUGAAUUCAGAUCUGGCCUUGGUUCAAAUUAACGCAGACACCUCAACAUUGAGCCAACUUCCAGUCCUUGAAUUCGCCCCUGCUGAGCAGAAAAUUCGACCUGGCGAAUUUGUUAUUGCUCUCGGUAGUCCAUUGAUGCUCUCCAACACAGUUACGAUGGGGGUAGUGUCAGCUGUGGAAAGGGAUCUGGGCAAUAGGACAGGUCUCAAGUACAUUCAGACCGAUGCAAUAAUCACGUUUGGAAAUUCUGGUGGGCCCCUUGUCAGUCUGUACGGCAAGGUGAUCGGAGUGAAUACAAUGAUAGCAGACACCGGAUUAGGCUUUGCAGUACCCAUAGACCAAGUCCAGCGUUUCAUGGAGGCUGCCAAAAGGGCUCUGGCCGAAGAGCAAAACAAACAGCAGACCCCUCGCCGUCGUCCUUUGUCUGAGUCCUCAUCGGGUUCCCCGAGGCACCAGCGCACCGGGUCAUGGUCUUGGUUCGGAGGGGACAAUGACGCUGGCAACGGCGGUUCCUUGGUCGUCGGAUCGGGAGAGAGACAGUCUCGUUACCUUGGUCUUGUCAUGAGAACUCUGACUCCAGACCUUACAUUUGAGUUAGCUGCGCGUGGUCUCCUCCGUGGUGGUCCCGGCAACUCUGUUCACAAUGGCGUCUACAUCCACGGGGUUAUUCGCGGUUCUCCUGCUGAAAGGGUUGGUCUAAAGCCUGGUGACAUCAUAACGGCAAUCGAUGGCAACAAAGUUAUCAACGCGAACGAGGUCACGGAAAUCGUCGAAAAUCGUGACACCUUUUCAAUUACAGUGCUCCGAAACGGAAACACCGUGGAGAUAAGUGAAGUCAAAACUGAACCUGUCUAA